AUGGAUAAGUGUCGUUUAUGUGGAGAAGAGAAAUACCUUGAAAAUUUAUGCAAUUUUAGGGAUCCCGAGUGGAUGAUAGAAAUUAAGCUGGAAACAGUGUUUAACAUUAAAUUGACAAACGAAAAAUUAAUGCCUCAAUGUUGUUGUUUUGAAUGCAUUUCAAAACUCGAUUGCUCUUUAGAAUUCUUUAAACGGAUUAAAGAGACUCAACAAAGCUUAUUGGAAAACUUAAAUAAUCAAUUAUUACAAUGCGAAAAUUCUUUUGAAGUAAAGGAAGAAAUUAAGAUCGAAGUGAUAGAUACAGAAUUAGUAGCUCCUCCUUUACUUUAUCCUGAACUAGAGGUUUAUAGCUCAAAUCACUUGAAAAUCAAGAAACGAAGAAAGAAGUUACAGAGUUCAUCGGAAAAUUACACAAAUGAUCGAUGUAAAGGUACAAGAGUAGAGGACAUUUUUAAAAAUGAGAUAAAUGGAAUAUAUGAAUCACAGCCUGAAACUUUAGACUUAUUAGAAAGCGAGAAAAAUGACGAUGGAACAAUUACUGAAAGUGGUUUGCUGAGGAUUCCGCUAUUAGGAUGGUCGGCAUACAUUUGGAGAUGUGUUGUAUGUAAAGUUUCAAUAGACUCGAGUAAAUCACUUGAAGCUCAUUUCAAAAUUGAACACACAAAAACAAAACCUAUAUAUCCUUGCAUGGACUGCAAAUUAUCCUUUAAAAGCUAUUUUUCAUUUCAAAACCAUGUUAUCGAUAAUCACAAACCAAAUCUGAAGUUUUCUUGCGAUGUUUGUUCUGAGUUUCGAUGGAAUCUAAUGAGCUUGUACAACCACCGACGUCACCUUCAUCCGAAAUACAAAAACACUUGUUUGUAUUGCGGCAGAUUAUUUGAAAGUGGAUUUAGUUUAAAACAACAUGUGUCUGUGCAUAUGAAAUUUAAGGAAGAUGAGCUUUUUUUCUGUGACAUAUGCGGCUUCCAAGCACAUACAAAAUUUCUUAUUAAACAGCACAUCCACGUUUUUCAUUUAAAGAUUAAUACUGAAUGGGUUUGUGAACAAUGUGGAAAGAUUUGUAAAAGAUUAUCAGAUAUGCGAAGUCAUCAGCUGGUUCAUACAUCGGAACGUCCAUAUGGAUGCAAUCACUGUGAGUUAAGGUUUAAAUGCAAAAAACAGCUAAGAUGCCAUGAGCGAACUCACUUUGCAAGAAUUUUGAAAGAGGAAUGUAGUGUUUGUCUUAAAAGGUUUCUUACGAAAUCAAAAUUGACUAGACAUUUCAAAGUUCACACAGAUGAUUACGAAUACACCUGGUAA
Clunio marinus is the source of this 1299-nucleotide messenger RNA. Lineage: Eukaryota; Metazoa; Arthropoda; Insecta; Diptera; Chironomidae. The record is from the annotation of a GenBank genome assembly.